Messenger RNA from Cydia splendana, 6096 nucleotides. Its product is annotated as beta-1,4-mannosyltransferase egh. The coding region runs from base 86 to 1483 and encodes 465 amino acids. Gene Ontology annotation, molecular function: beta-1,4-mannosyltransferase activity. Gene Ontology annotation, cellular component: cytoplasm. NCBI's taxonomy places the organism in Eukaryota, Metazoa, Arthropoda, Insecta, Lepidoptera, Tortricidae. The record is from RefSeq and is a predicted model, not a curated record. The transcript has 3 exons.
CUCAGCUUGUUUGUCAGAUUGUGUAUAGUUAUAUAGUAUAUAGGGGCGUGUGUUUCGGUGUGGUUACGUACGGGUCGGUUGUGUUAUGUUAACCAACGGACGUAGAAUGUUACGAGGACGAGUCAAACAUUUACUGCACUGUAUUUUUUAUUUUUCCUUCAUAUUUCUGUUCCUCGUAUUUGCUGGUGCCAUUGAUUUAAAUGAAGAGAAAAAUGCUAUUCCGGAUCCCUGGGAGACUUACGGGUUUUAUGGGGCAAGCCUCCUUUACCUCCUCAGGUUAUGUACCUUGCUGACAAUACCUCAGGUGCUGUGCAAUUUUGCUGGAUUAAUAUUUUUCAACGCCUUUCCGGGAAAGGUAAAACUAAAAGGUUCCCCAUUACUGGCACCCUUCAUCUGCGUCAGAGUCGUGACUAGAGGUGACUUUCCAAAACUGGUGAAGACUAAUGUUUCAAGAAACAUGAACACUUGCAUUGAUGUUGGAAUGGAGAACUUUAUGAUAGAAGUUGUCACUGAUAAAGCUUUGAAUCUGUCAAAGCAUAGAAGAGUAAGAGAAGUGGUGGUGCCAUCUGAAUACCAGACAAAGAGCGGUGCUCUGUUCAAGUCUAGGGCACUCCAGUAUUGUUUAGAAGACAAUGUCAAUAUAUUGGCAGAGACUGAUUGGAUAGUGCAUUUAGAUGAAGAGACUCUAUUGACUGAGAACUCUGUUCGGGGUAUUUUGAAUUUUGUGCAAGAUGGACAGCACCAGUUUGGCCAAGGCCUAAUCACAUAUGCUAAUGAGCAAGUGGUCAACUGGCUGACCACCCUGGCGGAUAGCUUCCGAGUGGCGGAUGACAUGGGCAAGCUGAGGUUUCAGUUUUAUUGGUUCCACAAGCCUCUGUUCAGUUGGAAAGGCUCCUAUGUAGUUACACAGAUGGGUGCAGAAAAGAGAGUGUCAUUCGACAAUGGUUUGGAUGGAUCCGUGGCUGAGGACUGCUACUUCGCCAUGAAAGCGUACAUGGAAGGGUACUCAUUUAAUUUUAUAGAAGGUGAAAUGUGGGAGAAAUCUCCGUUUACAUUGUGGGACUUUAUGCAGCAGAGAAAAAGAUGGAUUCAAGGUAUUCUUUUAGUAGUUCAUACUAAGCAAAUACCCGUACUUAAUAAGAUUUUUCUAGCAAUAUCAUGUUAUUCUUGGGUGACACUGCCGUUGUCAACUAGUAAUGUAUUUUUAGCCGCUCUGUGCCCGAUCCAUGGCCCCCAGUUUUUGGAUUUAAUAUGCGGAUUUAUAGGCGCUGUAAAUAUUUACAUGUACAUCUUCGGGGUAAUUAAAUCCUUUCCUUUAAAUAGAUAUGGUCCUAUCAGAUGUAUCAUGUUUGUGGUCGGUGCUCUGGCCACUAUACCACUUAAUAUUAUUAUUGAGAAUAUUGCUGUCAUAUGGGGGGUUUUGGGCAAAAAGCAUAAAUUUUAUAUUGUAAACAAGGAGGUAAAGGUCCCGGUGACCGUGUGAUUCUCCAGUGUUUCGUAUCACAUAGUUAGGUUUUGUUACUGAGGUAAGCGUGUGCACAAAAUACUUUAGUGAAAUCAUUUUGCACUUAAACUCGAGUGUGUUGAUGAGAUUGCGUGUUGAUAAAUGGAAAAUUGGAAUGUGCAGAAAAUGAUGUAUUGUUAGUUUCUAAAUUAAGCAAGUGACUGAUAUUUUCUUUAUUAUCAAGCUAUUAUAAUAGCCCAAAUACUUAUAUUUAUAACCUACCUAUAUUUGCCUAGUCACUUCUGAGCAAAAAUAGGUAGGUAUACAUUUCAACUCAACUUGAUAUACGUGUAAUAAAAAGCUAUUAUAGGUAUACAAUUGGUUAUAUGAUUGAAUGAUUGUUAGUUCCACGAAAUAAUUUCACUAUCUGUACAUAAGUCUGAAAUGAAUAGAUACCUAAAUAUCUUGUGAUAAGAUGGCACCAUGGUAAUGGAUGUUAAUAGAUUAAUGCGUGUGUCACCUACCUAUCUAGUAUUGAUAUAUAAUUAUGAUUAAGUACCUAGGUUAACUUUCAUCAUAAUUUGUGUUCGUAUUUGAGUAGAAUUCUUGUUGCUGUUUUAAAGCAAAUCACUCAACUGGAAACUUAUAACUAAGGUAAAGUUGAGUUUCCACACAUUUUAUACCUAACUAGGUAUUUAUAAAUUACGCACCGUGUACUUAAUAUUUGAAACAAAUAAAUUCGAAUAAAAUUAAUCUUAUUUGUGGUAGAAUAGGUAAUUACAUAGAGAAUGACCGAGUUAUGUUCUAAAACAUAAGUGUGUGUUUGGUAAAAGAUAUGUAUAUUAUUUUAUCUACAAUUCUGAUCGUUUUGUGAUGUUAUUAUGAAAACACAACAUAAUUACAUAUGUACCUACUCACGUACCUUAAUAUAUUUCACAUUUAACAUGUAAAUAAACAGCACAUCGUUUAUCAAAUUUCGUAUAUAAAAAUGUAAUGGAAUGCACAUUUAUAAUAGUUUACAAAACAGUGUUGUAGGUAAACUAGGUACCUACUCGUAUGCCUUGCAUACCUAUAUGGCAAGUUAUAUAGAUACUAAAAGAUGUUGUAUAAGCGAUUUCUUUGCUUUCAGUUUGAAAAUUGAAUAGAUACUUAGGUAUCUAAAAUAUGUACGUAUCACAUUCAAUACAUUAAUAUACUGGCGUGGUAUUUACGCGUGACGUCCUUGUGAAAGAGGGGCAUUGGAACCAAUUAAGUACUGUUUAUUAGUGUUCUCGACCUUCCGCUCAUGCUGUAGGCACAAUUGUUUGUACGUGACAGUUUUUAUAACCGACACCAUACAUUACAGAAUAUUUAUUUAUAGUAGGUAUUUAUGUUUGUGAACACCCAUUAAACUUUUUUCUCAUACAUGCGCGGAAAUAUUGUCAAUAAUGUCCUAAUGUAUGUUCGUGAUAAAUUGAUAAGGUACCGUAAAAUCCGGUAACUUUAGUCCACAACUUACAACUAUGGUCUAAGUUCAAGUUCCAGUAAAAUAUGUAUAAAUAUUUUUCAAAUUAUAAUUAGUAUCUAAUAUAGAAAAAGAAUUAAGUAUAUCUAAGCAACAUAAUAAAUGUAACGAGUACAAAUCAAAAAGGCUCGUUGAUAAUCAACGUUAAAAACUGGACGACAGUGGUAUUAGUACCUAAUUGUUAUUAAUUUAACUAAUUUAAGUUACCUAUAUUGUAUUUAAAUAUUUCCCGCACAUUUUUUCAGGAAAGUACUGUGUCUACCUUUACCUAAAAAGGGAUUUCCAGUCUCGUAUUCGGCCAAGUAGGCUAUAACUAUAUCGCUUGUCACUUGGCCGUCAAUCUCUGUAGUAAUGUGCUAUUAAUUUUCGAUACAGGUACUUACUACCUAAUAAGAUUAUUAUGAAGGUAAUGAUAAAUUAUUAAUCAACCAUUUCAUUUACACCAUUGAAUGUCGCCUGCACGCGUUGACACGACAUGUGUAUAUGUUGGGUAGCCACGUGCACUGUAGUGUUGUACGUAUACUAACUGAAGGCAAAUAAAUAAAGACACGUUCCUCACACUCAGUCAUGUCAACACUCUAAUCUAAUCAGUUAUAAAACUUAUAAAUUACAUAUAAUAUUUAAAUGUUCUGUAGACUAUACACCGUGGGGUGGAGAAACGCGACAGAUUUUGACCACGCAUUUCUGAGGUCAUAAAGAGCAAAGAAUGUUAUUACACAUAUGAGAUUUGGUCAAAUUCGGCCAAAAUUUUUUUUUUUGCGUUUUCUGCACACGACACGUUAUUUAUUUUAACAUCGUGGCGAAAAAAAAUAACAUUACAAGGAAUAAAUAAAUUAUUUUUUUUAUUUACAAAUAAAAACUGCGAGUUUCCUUUAAAACUUUAUUGUCAGCCAAUAGGUACCUAUGUCUAAACCAAGUCGCAGCCAAAAAGGCGUUUUCACUAAGUUAUUACAGAAACAAAUUUUCGCAAGAAUUGUCAUUAUCUCUAAAACAAAUCGGGCGAUUUCAGUAAACUUUGUAUGACAUUUUAGUAUCUAAAUGCGGUCAUGAAUACUUUAAAAUCUGUUGGGUAUCUCCAGCUCACGGUGUAUUGUUAGCCGAUUGAUCAAUUUACAUAAAAAAAUAGGUCUCCCGCUUUUCCUAGUAAAUAAUCAUGUUUCUAUACAUAAUACUCAGGUCACGACAAAAGAGCCAAUCUACUCCGAUUUGGUUGUAUGCAAAUAUUAUGUGUUUGUUUAUUCAAUUCAAUUCAAUCAAUCAGUGGCGGAUUUGUAGUCUUUGCCGCCCUAGGCCCCAGGCCCUGUAGCCGCCCCUUUCUCAUCACCCAUUAUAUUGACGACAUUUUGAGUAAUUUCUUGUUAUCAUCAGCGAAUUUUUUGUCACAAUUUGCCGCCCCUUAUAUCUUGCCGCCCUAGGCCCGGGCCUACUUGGCCUUAGGGCAAAUCCGCCACUGCCAUCAAUUUAUUUCAGAUAAUUAUCCAUAGGUACGAUUGUUGGUUGUUGUUAUUUAUAUUGGUCAUAGGCUCGCUAUCGCAAACUGAUGCGCAUGUUCACUUCACAUUAGCAUAAACUAUGUAGUUCACCGAUAUCAUUGACAUUUUUCACAUGUCAGCUGUGGAAAGGCCCCUCGGGCCCGAGCAGUUUUGAAACUACCGCAACACAAGGAUAAAGAUGAAAUUCUGAUUUUAACUACUUACUUUCUACACCUUAGAGAAUAUGUGGUCACAUUGACCCCAUGUACCAUUGCUCACACUGUAAACUGGCAGUUCGUAAACCUUAUUACAAAAGGCCUAAGUCCACCAUUGGACAGUUGUUAGUGUUGCUGAUUGUACAGUCACCUGCAAUAAUAUGUUAGACAACGAGGGCCGCAAAAAUAUCUGACUAGAUCUUAAUUGUAGAGCCAUAAAAGCGUGUCACAUAUUUUUGCGGUCUUCGAAGAGUAACAUAUUAUUGCAGGUGACUACUACCAAUUACUUAAUAUAACGCAAUUGUUUUUUGUAUGGAAAGCGAACCACCUUAACGAAAAUUGUAAAUCACCAUAAAUGUUAGCUGAUUGAGGUGUAAGAGGCACAACUAUCUUGAUUGAAUACAAUUCUUAUUAAUUUUUGCGCAAAUGCUAGCAAGAUUAGAACGCGCCAUGUGUAUCGAAUUGACAAGAACACAUAUUUUAAUAAGGAUAGGAAAUGAAAUUCAAAUAAUGAUGUAAAUAUUAUGUUUAGGCAUAUUAUUGGCAAGCACCUAUACAUGGAUCUCGUAAUUUAUUGAUAAAUUAUAGGUAAAAAUCUCAUUUUAUAUUUCUGCUACUAAAUUCGAUAUCAAAGAGUAGGUAUGUAAUUUUAAUUAUACUUAAUACAAUAGCAAUCUCGAUUUCCAAAUGUGCAUUUCUACGUUUUACUAAAAGGGUGAAUCAACUUUUUCCUGUCACUCGUCAUGAUUACGUUCGCCUAGAUCACUUGAUUUUAUGGCAUUUAUAUGAAUCAAAAAUGCAUUUUUGUGGUAGUUUUAGACCCUUUCCGUAAUGGGUCACCUACCAUAUUAGUAAACCGCGCGUUGGUAUAAAAGUUCUUCUAAUAAACUGUGUCACUAUUGUCUCCUGGCUGACGGGACAAAAUAACAACAAGAAAUAGUUGAUCGACCCAAAUAGACCAGGCCAGUUUGAUUUUGUAUCGAUAAAUAAUCUUACUUAGGGCCACUUCACUAGUAUCAACUCACUAACUCGGGGUUAACCGGUUAAACCUGGAAUUACCAUGGUUACCAGUACAAUUUGACACUGGGUUAACGGUUUAACCGGCUAGUGGCAUGGUGCAAGUGACGCUUAGUGUUAUAUAUUAAUCGAUUAAUUUAUUCUGAAUAACCGUUUACUUAACAUACUAAACUAAGCUACCAUGAGAGUAUCCAGUUUUUAUGUUCGUGUCAAGACUAGUCAUUUAAAUUUUUACUUCACAUAUUAUUAGGAUUAGUAGGUAUCUUAUGAAGUUCUAACCUGAUCAAAUGCAAUUCAUAAAUUAUAAAUUAAAAUAAUAAUUUAAUAAAUUUCAUGAUCAUAAUUUCAUUAGUAUUGAACUAAAUUAAACGGUCAAAGAUGAAUGACGACUAAAAGAAAACAACGUUCUCCGUAUUUACAUCUAGACAUUCUAGUCUAGACAAU